CACCUUCUGCAGCUCGGUUCAAUCGAUAUAAUAAACCUAAAUUACAGGCGGUGUGUAGCGUCGGUCUCGUAAUUUCUCACUAAUCGAAUUGUUGUUAUUCACGACGGUCCAGAGGUCCUCAGAAACACUUGCUCGAUGAUUCUUCCCCUCAUCAGGGGGCGAAACGGAUAUGGAUGGACGCUAUUUGUUGUUUGCGCGAGAAUAACCGAACUGGGAGGGACCCAAGGCUGUUCUACAAAUAGAUACGAGGGCAUAGCCGAGCGAAAGGAGUGAAUUAUGCAUGUGUCACGGGGGGUCUUCGACGUCGAGUCCGCCGUGAGGAAGCUGUCUUCUCGUUUUCGUCGACAUCCUGCGCAAGUUUCACGGCUAGAAUGGCCGGUAAUUUCGGCUGUUCGUUCUUUGUUCUACUUCAUUCGAUUUAUCGGACACGCGCCGCUGGAGAUUCGUGACGACCGUUUUGAACCCUGGAGUUACGGGGUUUUCUACUCCAUACUCUGUUGUACCCUUCACACCUACUUUUUCUACAUCGUUCUCCGCAAAUUCACGGUCAUCGAAAGAAACACACCGAUUCUCGACGUCACCGAAACUGCAAAGGUGAUCUCCAACUACUCAGUCUUGAUGCUGAACAUCCUGGGAUCCCUUUGGACGCGAAAGCAGCUCGUCGAGGUGACGAACAUCAUGAAGCAGUUCGAUACAAGGAUGCGUUAUCUCGGUUAUCCGCUAGAGGAAAGAUACGUGAAAGUUUGGGUCUUCUUUACGUUCGUUUUCAGUUUCAUCGCUUGGGCCGUUAUCGUCGAGACGGGCAUCGUCGCCUUCCGGGAAACUUUCAUUGAAAACAUGAUCUACAUCCUGGGCUACGUGACGAACUCGUUCAGCACAAUAAAGUUCUCAGGCAUUGUGCUUCUGCUCGGACAACGCUUUCGACAUCUGAACGAAGUCGCUCAACGUAGCAAGGACUCGUCAAUGCCCGUGCAAAAGUACCCCGCGGUAGAUUUCAGAGUGAUACAUCAGCUGCACAACAGCUUAAUGAACGCGAGCGAGAGUCUGAGCUCUCAGUACUCUUGGCCCCUUUUGGCAUGGCUGAUAAGUCUCUGCGGCCACAGCGUGGCCAAUUUGUACUUUUUGAUUGACUGGUUGGUAUCGACGACAGAGUCUGUGAACACGCGGUGGUCACUCGUCGCCUGCAUCGCUUGGUGGGUCGUCGUUUUUGGAUCUCAACUUCUGCUUCUUCACAUCGCCUGUCACUAUACUUCCAGCGAGGCAAACAACAUAGGCUCGAUCCUCUUCGACUGGAAGUCUUUCGCAGUCAGUCGCAGCUACAGAAUCGAGUCUUCUCUGCAUCUCAUCAAUCGUAGGUUGAACUUUUCUGCGGCUGGCUGCUUCCACGUAAACUUGCCUCUCCUGCGUUCGAUCACCGCCCUCCUCACGACGUAUCUCGUACUCUUGUUGCAAUUUCAGGCCUAAACAUGCCGCCUUUUCUCACUUCAAAUAAAACUUCGGAGUGGCAAUCAUCGUUCAUUCGUGUAACACACUCACUCUCUUCGAACGAAUGCUGUACGAUUGCCAGAAAAUCCGACGAUUAGGAGGGCGAGAAAGUAAAAAUAGCUCUUGGCCUCUUUCUGGCUCUUCCCCGGCAAUCGAAAGCUCGUUUUUGCAGACGACGAUGUGUUUUCAGUGGGGAUUAACGACCGAAAGACGAUUACGAUGGGGGUCUAAAAACCCGAAGAGUCUGGCGAAGGAGUGUGAAAUAAAGAUGGUUAUCCCCGUUUUUUGAUCGGGUUGCUAGUCUCGUUUGCACAUCGGUAGAACACCAUCGGCCCAACCUUAGAAUUCCCAUUUCUUCCCGUUAUCCCAAAGCAUAUGUGAACGUGAGUAAACCUGCGAUCAAUGAAUAAUGCGAAUGAGAUCCAAAAUUAUUCGAUUCGCGAAAAUAUGUUUCUGGGCUUUACCUUGUGAAAGCUUUGACUCGUCAAAGACAAUGGCUGAAAAAAGUAAAUGAACUGGAGAAGUUGAAAAAGGAAUGAUUGUGAUGAAAUUCAGGUUUGUACCAACCGUGGUCGCCAAA
This is a messenger RNA of Neodiprion fabricii, 2065 nucleotides long. Its product is annotated as putative gustatory receptor 28a. NCBI's taxonomy places the organism in Eukaryota, Metazoa, Arthropoda, Insecta, Hymenoptera, Diprionidae. The transcript has 8 exons. The record is from RefSeq and is a predicted model, not a curated record. Gene Ontology annotation, cellular component: membrane; dendrite; axon. Gene Ontology annotation, biological process: sensory perception of taste. Bases 277 to 1464 code for a protein of 395 amino acids.